This is a messenger RNA of Naegleria fowleri, 366 nucleotides long. RefSeq lists its product as uncharacterized. Bases 1 to 366 code for a protein of 121 amino acids. NCBI's taxonomy places the organism in Eukaryota, Heterolobosea, Eutetramitea, Acrasida, Naegleriidae. The record is from RefSeq and is a predicted model, not a curated record. The transcript has a single exon.
AUGAUGAUCAAUCACCCACAACUCACACCCAACGUUCAAGUGGACUCGUAUUUUUAUUUGUUUUCAAACAAACCAAUAUUCGAACUCAUUUGUGGUUAUUUGGAUAGACAAAGCCGAUGGUUGGCGUAUGCCACUUGCAAAACAACUUACGCUUUCUCACUUUCCAUCGAACAAGAAUUUCUGAGACAACUAUUAUUGGAAUGUUGUAAAGGGUUACCUAUUCCGAAACAUUUACCAGAAAAGCGUCCUCAAUUUACAUGUAAAUUGACCUCUUCAUCAAAUAUGAAUCCUCAAGUAGUACUCAAUACACCAUCCAACACACCGACACAUCCCGUUUGGGAAUCUCUACUCUCUCUUGGAAAAUAA